Molecule: messenger RNA, 714 nt
Organism: Gasterosteus aculeatus aculeatus (three-spined stickleback)
Lineage: Eukaryota; Metazoa; Chordata; Actinopteri; Perciformes; Gasterosteidae
Source: RefSeq, a predicted model, not a curated record
AUGACUCCUGAUGAACCAUCAUGGUUUUCAUCGGUCCAGUCCUUACAGAAGCACAGUCUGACCUUGACGACAGAGACAGUUCACGGAAACAUUCACUGCAAACCGGGAGCAGCCGAGCUGCUGCUGCAGGAGGUUUACUCUAUUUUAACUCACUGGAGGAUGCCGGUAUUGUACACAUUGGAUACGUCGAGGCCCAAGAGCCAGACUUCACUGACCACGGGCCGCUCCACCGCCUCCAAGGCCUUCAAGAACAACCUGAAGAUGAGGGAGCUCCUGGUGCAGCCCGACGUCACCACCAAGGAGAGGAAGGCCCGAGUCCUCCUCAGGCAGCUGGAGCACGAGGCCGCAGGCCAGGCCCCCCCGAGUCCUCCCCUCCGGUCAGUCAUCCGGGUUUGCUGUUGUUUUGAGACACACUAAUGUUGAACAAAUCUGUUGUGUAGUUUGCGCUGUUUUAAAGUUCUGCCGCUCUUCAACGUGGGGGGGAUUGUCUGUUUCCUGUAAGGAGAUAAAGGUGCACCGGCCUGCCAGACGCUCCCUGUUGACUAUUAAAGCUAAUGGAGAUCUGUGCGCUUUUUUUUGUAAUGUUUGUGUGUUUAUGUGUCACCUAAUGCAGUGAUACAUUUUUCACAGGUAUUCAAACAAUAGCCUAUUUAACUGGUAUGCAUUGCUUGUUUUGAAUGAUGUCACUAUUUGUUAUGUCUUAUGUAACGUUUA